AUGUUUAUACCGCCUGAAUAUUUUACACAAGAAAGAAUUGAGUUAGACCUGGGGAUAUUAAGAAUGUAUUAUGAUUUAUGUAUGCAGUUGAAUGUAAAUGAAGAUAUAGAUAUAGAAAAAACUUUUUUAAGACUAAGUCAGUUGGUUGGUAAACCAAGUUUUCUUAAAGAGUCAACUCUUUUGGCACAAUUUAUAAAAGAGAAAUUGGCUCAAGAAGAUGAAAUGUUUACAACCAAAGAUGAUUUAUCAAACUACAAUAAAAUUUGUUAA
Vairimorpha ceranae is the source of this 270-nucleotide messenger RNA. RefSeq lists its product as hypothetical. Bases 1 to 270 code for a protein of 89 amino acids. The transcript has a single exon. Lineage: Eukaryota; Fungi; Microsporidia; Nosematidae. The record is from RefSeq and is a predicted model, not a curated record.